Messenger RNA from Gongylonema pulchrum, 378 nucleotides. The record is from the annotation of a GenBank genome assembly. NCBI's taxonomy places the organism in Eukaryota, Metazoa, Nematoda, Chromadorea, Rhabditida, Gongylonematidae.
AUGGAUCAGGAUAUCCUGGAUGAGUUGUCGCCAUCCGAUCGUAGUGACGGUCAGCGGCUUCGUCGACAUCUGCAAUUCUUCUUUAUGGAUCCGAUGAUGAAAUGGCGUGUGCGGCAUCAAUUCCCGUUCAAAUUGGCACUUCAAAUUCUCAAAAUAAUUUUUAUAACUAUACAGCUAGUACUGUUUGCGGAGCUGCGUAUGUCACAUAUUGAUUUUAUGGAUGAUACGAACACUGUAAUGAGGCAUAAAUUCCUGAAAAACUGGAAUGAUGAUCGUGAUGCACUGGUCUAUCCACCAUCGUCGGGCCGCUAUUCGGUGUACACCGGUGCCGAUAUUGUUGAUCAGUUUGCUUUCGUGGUCGUAGCCGUAAGCUUUUAA